Messenger RNA from Trematomus bernacchii (emerald rockcod), 1543 nucleotides. Its product is annotated as GTPase IMAP family member 9-like. The coding region runs from base 51 to 1151 and encodes 366 amino acids. Lineage: Eukaryota; Metazoa; Chordata; Actinopteri; Perciformes; Nototheniidae. Gene Ontology annotation, molecular function: GTP binding. The record is from RefSeq and is a predicted model, not a curated record. The transcript has 2 exons.
UUCACUUCCUCAGCUCAGCAGCAGACCAGCUCCUCCCUCCAUCACCAACUAUGGCCAGCAAACAUGCCCCAAAAGACCUCCCAUCAGAAUCAAACACGUACAAUAACGAUGUACUCCGGAUUGUGAUGGUGGGCAAGACCGGAGCUGGGAAGAGCGCCACAGGAAACACCAUUCUGGGAAAAGAGUUCUUUCCAUCAAAGUUCUCUUUUAAAUCCUUGACUGUAAACUGUUCUAAGGCCAUAGGUGAAGUUGAUGGACAAAUAGUUAAGGUUAUUGACACUCCUGGUCUGUGUGACACCAAGAUUGAUGAAAAGACCACCAGAAAAGAUGUUGGUAAGAGCAUUUCUUAUGCUUCUCCUGGACCCCAUAUCUUCCUGGUCGUCAUCAGACUGGGCAGAUUCACAGAGGAAGAAAAGCAGACAGUGCAGAAGAUUCAGGAAAUCUUUGGAGAGGAAGCGAACAAAUACAGCAUGGUUCUCUUUACCCACGGUGACCUGAUUGGAGACCAACCUAUCGAAGAGUUCUUGAAGGAAAGCGAAGAGCUGCAGGAACUUGUGGACAGAUGUAACGGCCAGUACCACGUCUUCAAUAAUGCCCUGAAGGAUCGUUCUCAGGUCAGAGAGCUGCUCGACAAGAUCAGAAAGAUAACAGAGAAGAACGGAGGAAGCCAUUACACCAAUGACAUGUUCCAGAAGGCAGAGAAGGCCAUAGAAGAGGAAACACAGAGAAUCCUUAACAAGAGAGAAGAAGAAAUAUGCAAACAAGAGGAGGAAUUUAAAAAGAGUUUAGAUAAAAAGUAUGAGGAACAAUUAAAAAAAAUCAAAGAGGAUGGUGAGAGGUCAGCAAGGCAGAUAGAAGCUAGCAAAAGAGAAAUAGAGGAGGAGAGGGGGAGAAUGAGAGAAGAGGAGGAAAGGCUGAGAGCAGCUAGCAAAAGAGAAAUGGAGGAGGAGAAGAUCAGAAUAAGAGAAGAGGAGACAAAGAAAGCCAGGAAGGAAGCUGAGGACAACCCUUGGGUAAUUAAGUUCAUUUCUUCCAUUGCGAAAAAAUUCUCGAAGGCUGUGGAAGCUGUGGCAGAAGUUGUGAACGCUGUGGCAGAAGGUGUGAAAUUGUUUGCGUCGACUUUAGAGUCUGACCCUCUGCCUCCUUGUUAAUCUUCACAGCCCCCUUUUUGAUUUUGUUGUUUGAUGUGAUUUAUAGUAAUAUCAGUUAUUUCAGUGGUGAAUUACAAUUAAAUAAUAACAGGGUGACAGAUUGUCAACAACCAAGAUGUUAACAUUCUAAACUAUAGUAAUGUAAUGUAAACUAAUGUGUUCUUUGAUAGCUUUUGCUUUUACAAGAAAAAAGAAAAAUAUAUACAAUAAUAAUGUUGGCUUUUGUAAAAUCAAAAGGUUAAAAUGUAUACAUGCAAUGCAUUUUGGAAUUAAAUAUGAAAAGGAAGACAAAUUAAUGUUCAAAGACAAAAAUGUAAUAAUCAAAAAUGACUGUUGACUUCAAAUUGAAUGUGUUUAUGUUGUUUAAUAAAGGAUUUAAAAGAGAGUUUUAA